AUGACAGACCAAAACUCAACAACAUCUUCUACCAGUCCUAAUGGUCCUGAAUACGCUACAUACAACCUAGCCUUCAACAAAUCCGAUGGCGACGUCGAGAAAUGGAUUUAUAGCAGCGUAUAUGGGUCAAAAAAAGAAGAUCCCGUCAUACUACCGGCAAGUGGGAGAUACAAAGUGAGGUUGGAAUUCAACUAUGUCUCCAAACCAGAAGCUUUUGCUUGGCAACUAGUGAAAGGCCAGCCUACUGAUGGAAAUUACUUGGCCCUGCUCUCUGGAGACCUUUACAAGCAAAUUAUCUACAUUCAGUGCAUGGAGACUGGAAAGCAUAUAGCUCAUCCCGUCGAACUCGACGAACCGCGUGCAGAACUUGAAUUGGGUGAGUUUGAACUAUAUCCAGGGUCCUAUGAGUUUUUACUUCUCCUUUUGAAGGUGCAAAUACAUUGGUUCCUUGAAGAAGAUGAAGAUAUUAUCAAACUCGUUGAAGAAAAGGACCGAAACAUCAAGUUCUUCGUGAAGGUGAAAUAG
Talaromyces rugulosus is the source of this 525-nucleotide messenger RNA. RefSeq lists its product as uncharacterized. Lineage: Eukaryota; Fungi; Ascomycota; Eurotiomycetes; Eurotiales; Trichocomaceae. The transcript has a single exon. The coding region runs from base 1 to 525 and encodes 174 amino acids. The record is from RefSeq and is a predicted model, not a curated record.